Messenger RNA from Tupaia belangeri chinensis (Chinese tree shrew), 1653 nucleotides. RefSeq names its product mannose phosphate isomerase (gene MPI). NCBI's taxonomy places the organism in Eukaryota, Metazoa, Chordata, Mammalia, Scandentia, Tupaiidae. Gene Ontology annotation, biological process: GDP-mannose biosynthetic process; carbohydrate metabolic process. Gene Ontology annotation, molecular function: mannose-6-phosphate isomerase activity; zinc ion binding. The record is from RefSeq and is a predicted model, not a curated record. Gene Ontology annotation, cellular component: cytosol. The transcript is spliced from 8 exons. Bases 143 to 1261 code for a protein of 372 amino acids.
UCAGCGAGUGUUCGCACUGUCCUGCACGGUGCAGCAGUAUGCCUGGGGAAAGAAGGGCUCCAGCAGCGAAGUGGCGCGGCUGCUGGCCAGCAGUGACCCCCAGGUCCAGAUCUCAGAGGACAAGCCUUAUGCAGAGUUGUGGAUGGGGACGCACCCCCGAGGGGAUGCCAAGAUCCUGGACAACCGCAUCUCGCAGACCCUAGGCCAGUGGAUUGCCGAGCACCAGGACUGCUUGGGCUCGAAGGUCAAGGAGACUUUUAAUGGCAAGCUGCCCUUUCUCUUCAAAGUGCUCUCAGUUGAAACGGCCCUGUCCAUCCAGGCACACCCAGACAAGGAGCUGGCAAAGAAGCUGCACCUCCAGGCUCCGCAGCACUACCCCGAUGCCAACCACAAGCCGGAGAUGGCUAUCGCCCUCACUCCCUUCCAGGGCUUGUGCGGCUUCCGGCCAGUAGAGGAGAUCGUCGCCUUUCUGAAGAAGGUGCCCGAGUUCCAGCUCCUGGUUGGAGACGACGCAGCGUCGCAGCUGGAGCAGAGCGUGGGUGGCGACUCCCAGGCUGUAGCCGCCGCUCUGCGGGGCUGUUUCUCCCACCUGAUGAGGAGUGAGAAGGAGGUGCUGGUGGAGCAGCUGGAUCUGCUGGUGAAGCGGAUCUCCCAGCAAGUGGCUGCCGGAAACAACACGGAGGACGUCUGCGGGGAGCUGCUGCUGCGUCUGCACCAGCAGUACCCCGGUGACAUCGGCUGCUUCGCCAUCUACUUCCUGAACCUGCUCACCCUGCAGCCGGGCGAGGCCAUGUUUCUGGAGGCCAACGUGCCCCACGCCUACCUGAAAGGAGACUGCGUGGAGUGCAUGGCGUGUUCGGACAACACAGUGCGUGCUGGCCUGACGCCCAAGUUCAUCGAUGUGCCCACGCUGUGCGAGAUGCUCAGCUACACCCCCAGCCCCAGCAAGGACAGGCUCUUUCUCCCCGCAUGGAGCCAGGAAGACCCCUACCUCUCCAUCUACGACCCCCCUGUGCCAGACUUCACUGUUCUGAAGAUGGAGGUCCCUGGCUCCGUCACGGAGUAUAAGAUCUCAGUGCUGGACUCCGCCAGCAUCCUGCUGAUAGUGCAGGGGACAGUGACAGCCAGCACGCCCACAGCCCAGGCCACCAUGCCCCUGCAGCGUGGCAGCGUGCUCUUCAUCGGGGCCGACCAGAGUGUCUCACUGAAGCUCACGGAGCCCAAGGACUUGCUGCUGUUCCGAGCCUGCUGCCUGCUGUAGAGGCCGCUGCCUCCCGGCCCUGCUGUGCCCCUCACCCCAGAGGAGCUGGGUCUGCAAGCUCCGAGAGCAACUCCCGGGCACGGCAGGCUGAACGUCCUCCCGGGCAUCAUGAGCGUCCUCUCAGCACUCCGCCCCGAGCCAGGCGGCCCACUCCACAGCAGCUCUGCCCCCACGACAGCGUCAGGCUGUGGUGAGCUCGGUUCUCAGCACCGGUGUCAGCAGAGCAAGAGGCCAGGCGGCAUCUGGAACAGGUCUGGCCCUGGGACUGCCCACUUCCCGGCUGCGGGGAGAGGGGCGGGGAGGCCUGUGGACUAGCGCUACCUACACCCUCUUGCUCUGUCAGAGCAAUUAAAGUAUCGCACGUGUUGAGGCCAGUGGGCAGAGAGCACUCA